Messenger RNA from Rangifer tarandus platyrhynchus (Svalbard reindeer), 333 nucleotides. NCBI's taxonomy places the organism in Eukaryota, Metazoa, Chordata, Mammalia, Artiodactyla, Cervidae. The record is from the annotation of a GenBank genome assembly.
AUGGCAGGUCUCGCGCGCACGUUCCCGGACUCGCCCGCGCCCGUGGGUCUAGGGAGGCGUCGGUCCAGCCUAAGCCGGGGCCUCGCGUCCAGCGGCGCGGUCCCACCGGAGGAAGGGCGAGGGGGAGGGGGCGGCCUUCGCGGGACCUCUGGGCCUCAGCGCCUCGCCCCCUCCCCUCCCGGCCGUGGGCCACGCCCAGGCGCUGAGGCCCGGAAAGGGGAGAAGCGGCGGGCAGAGCCGAGCGGCGACGAAACGUGCGGCUAUAAGCAUCCGCGCCGCGGGUCCUCUGCCACCCCUGGCGCAGGGGGAGAGGGGGCGGUCGCGGCCCUUUGA